Hermetia illucens (black soldier fly) is the source of this 3852-nucleotide messenger RNA. RefSeq names its product solute carrier family 41 member 1. The record is from RefSeq and is a predicted model, not a curated record. Bases 1563 to 3308 code for a protein of 581 amino acids. Lineage: Eukaryota; Metazoa; Arthropoda; Insecta; Diptera; Stratiomyidae. Gene Ontology annotation, cellular component: plasma membrane. Gene Ontology annotation, molecular function: monoatomic cation transmembrane transporter activity. The transcript is spliced from 9 exons. Gene Ontology annotation, biological process: monoatomic cation transport.
CCGCCAGAAAAAAAAACCACGUCCGUAUCUGCGGCACUUCAUAAAUUCGCUACUAUUGUCACUAUCGUAAUCUCACCCAUAAUCGAAAUCGCGAAAGACGCUUUUUAGAUUAUAGGAUUAUAAUAAUAUAUGAGGUGAUGUCGCCAAACCGUAGGUCUCAGUACACGGCGCUUAAGCAAACGGUUCAGUCUCCGACUGUGGUGAUGCUCAUAUCGUAAACAAUACCUUGGUUAAGAGAAACAUUCGAAAACAACAUUGUUCGGGGAAAAGACCACGCCGUCUUGAACUCAGUUUCUUCGAGUUUUCCUAAUUGAAAAUUGUUUUCUGAAAACAGUUCCUGUUUAUGUAACAAAAAAGUAAAACGUGCCAAAAAGUGUUCAUCCUUUUUUUCUUUCCAAGUUAUUUUGUGAAAAAUCCGAUAGUGAGCCUAACAGUUAAAAAGGACUGAAUCCGUUAAAACAUUGACUCUGAACUGAAUAUCAUUUCGAGUUUCUAUUCAUCUUGUCUUUCUUUAUUCAUUCAUAAAAGAAAAGAAAACAAUGGCAAGAUGUAUCCGGUAAUGACUGGAUAAGUGGCCAAACACCACCUUUUGCAGUGACAAGAAUCCUCAAGGAUUCUUUUGGUAUCUAUUGUAUUUUAGUUUGUUUGUGAACGGAAUAUAUGUAAACCCAACCGGCAACGAAAUCCAUACUUACGUUCCGGUGACUGAAUGUAAAAGUCGAAGAAAGCGAAAAACUAAUUUUUAAAAAUUAUCAAAAAAAACACACAAAGCCUCUGAACAAAUUGCACUGUAAAUAAAAAUCACAUUCCAAACAAUAUCACAAAUAAAAUAGUUAAAAUGUAAACUAAUUGGCUAGACUAAUUUCCUAACAUCCAAUUAAAAUUUCAACUCCAAAUCAUCGGGAAACAUUGGAAAAAUAUAAAAAAAGCGCCUCAAAUUUGAUUGGUAUCUAAUGUAGAAAGUACAAUCUAAAGUUUUUCUUUUGUAACUUUUUCUCUAACAUCCAAACAAAAAUAAUUCCACGGCAGCUGGUUUGCUUUUAUCACAAAGAGAUAUUCUCUGGCCAAUCUAAAUUUAAUUUUAUAAAUUAAAUUAUGAGUUAAUUGUAACGCUUACCAAAGCCAAAUUCCAACAAAAUUCCAUACUUUAAAAUCUAAAGUAAUAAAACACAAUAAAAAUAUCUAUAAAACGUAGCGGAUAGUAGAGGUAGCUAAACUAAUGUAAAAAAGUCGCAACAAAAAGUAUUAACAUUUUCUUUAAAAGAAAAGUAUUAUUUAAAUAUACAAAACAGUAAAGUGCAUUCCAAAUUAUUAAAUUAAUUUUGAGAAAUAGAUAAUUUUACAAAAAAAAAAUUGAAACCAAAAAGUAAUUACAUUCUUAUACGCUUAAUUCAUUAAUUUAAAUAAAAUAUAAUUCCAAAUAGUUCAUGUAAUAUAACUAAUAAUUUAUUCGAGCAAUAAAUAUUACUAAAAUAAAACUCGACGAUAAAUUCCAACAAAAAUCCAAAAGCAUUACUUAAUUAAUUUUAAAAAUAAAAGUUAAAAGAUCUUAAACAUUCGAAAUGCCGUACCGCGGUGACAGUUAUGAUUUCGAAAGAAAUAAUAAUAGUUUAGAAAAUGGUCUGGAUCACUUGUACACUAACCUUAAUGCACAAGAACAAGAACAACAUGAACAGGCAGGCAAUGAACCAUCAAACAACACAAAUAACAACAAUGACAUCAAUAUAAAUGUUAAUAAUAUUAAAAAUGGAAAACCACCCGAGCAUUCAGAACACUAUACACCGGCUGACAAAUAUAAAUUAUAUACUAUUUAUGGAAAUGAUAUUGACAAUGACAAAUUGUCAGGUAUUCCCCAUUCCACAACUGGUUCACUAAGCUCCAUCAUCACGACGUCAAUAGCAUCAUCGGAACCUGAUCCUGGAUCAGAGAAGGUUGGUUGCGAUGUUCACGGAUACGAUGAGAAGGCAGCCCUUAACCGUCCCGGCCUACGGCAUGAGCCCUGGUGGCAUAUUUUACUGCAGGUUUCGAUACCUUUCUUUAUAGCUGGUGUGGGAACAAUCGGGGCUGGAAUUGUUUUGGGCCGUGUAGAGAAAUGGACAGUAUUCCAAUCAGUUAGUGAACUAUUUAUUUUAGUGCCUGCAUUACUUGGUUUAAAAGGAAAUUUGGAUAUGUGCCUGGCUUCACGUCUAUCAACACAAGCAAAUUUGGGAAAUAUGACGUCGCCGCGUGAAAUAAUCAAAAUGAUAGUUGGAAAUAUAUCAUUAGUACAAGUACAGGCAAUAGUUGCAUCAUUUAUUGUAGCAAAUUUUGCUGUUGUUGUUGGUGGUUUAAUGAAUGGAGAAUUCAAACUUGAAACUAUAAUGCUAUUAAUUUCGUCCAGUAUGUUUACCGCGACAUUGUCGUGUUUUGUUUUAGAUUUUGUAUUAGUGGCUGUGAUAUUGAUAUCGAGAAAAUUUAAAAUGAACCCUGACAAUUUAGCAACCCCAUUCGCUGCAUCUAUUGGUGAUAUAGUUUCCCUUAGUGUACUAUCUUUCAUUGCAUCAAUACUAUACGAUAACUUAGAAAAACAGAUGUGGAUUACAUACAUUGUAAUGGGUAUUUACGUGUGCUUACUACCAAUGUGGGUAACGAUAGUGUAUCGGAACAAAUAUACAAAAAAAGUAUUAACAUCUGGCUGGGUACCUGUCUUAUCAGCGUUAUUUAUUAGCGGAUUGGGAGGUCUUGUACUGGACAAAGCUGUGGAUAUGUUCAAUGGAUUUGUGGUGUUUCAACCAAUUGUUAAUGGUAUCGGCGGUAACUUGGUAUCAGUUCAGGCUAGCAAGAUUUCGACAAUGCUUCAUCAAAGCUCAAUUAUCGGUAUCAUCCCGCCACAUACACGCAUUUUUGAAUUACCUUGGAGAGCGCUAUUUAAAGGAGUUCCUUACGCACGAACUGCUCGUAUCCUAUUGGCUCUCUCGAUUGCUGGGCAGCUUGUGUUCGUAUAUGCGGCAGAUUUCAUACAUUGGUCCGAAACAACAAUUGAGUAUCCAUUCUUGCUUUCCUAUCUGUUCGUCAGCUUCAUUCAGGUCAUGUUACUUCUCUAUGUUGCCCACAUCAUAAUUCACGUCAUGUGGAAGUGGAAGAUCGAUCCCGAUAACUCAGCAAUUCCAUAUCUAACAGCCCUCGGAGACUUGCUUGGCUCAUGUCUCCUAGCACUGGCCUUCCUGUUCCUGAAGUCAAUUGGAAGAGAAUAUGCGAGCGAUCGUAGUGAAUUGACUGAUGACACCCAGACGGUAGUCGAUCCUGCGAAUUUGGUUGGAUUAUAUUAAUUAAGCCUGGAUUGUACUACAUAAGCAACCAACCCACAAAUUCGAUCCACGAGAAAACAAUGACGACACACUUAAAGUUAUCUUACAUAACUAGUUAAAAAGCUUUUAGCUCGCAGCUAUUCAGAAUCCCCAUUUCAGUGUAUGUAUACAUAUGUAAACACUAAAUACCGUGAUUUAUGUAAAAACAUGUAGCGUAAAAGACGCAUAGUUAACUAUAGUCGUUUAUAAGACCCCCUGCAAGUGAAGAUCGCUAAUUUGGAACGAUCGGCUGUAGUAGGAUUUUGUAUAAAUGUAAAUUUGUAUUUUUAAUUCGUUAAUUAUAUUUAACUCUAUCAUGAGUAAUUUAAAUUAUUGCGAUUGAACUUUAUUCCUGAGAUUUUAAGUUAAAUGUACCUCAGAGCCUUUGAGGCAAAUUUUAAGUUCUUUUUUAUUGUAACUAUGAAAUAAGGACUUUUUUAAUUUAAUCGAUGGUGAUUUCGUUUGCCAAAUUUGAUUUGUGCCGUCUACAAAAAAAAUACACAAAAUUUCUUAUUAAUUUGUUUCA